Molecule: messenger RNA, 2628 nt
Organism: Panicum hallii
Lineage: Eukaryota; Viridiplantae; Streptophyta; Magnoliopsida; Poales; Poaceae
Product: phosphoinositide phosphatase SAC7-like
Exons: 20
Coding region: 26-2398 (790 amino acids)
Biological process (GO): phosphatidylinositol dephosphorylation
Cellular component (GO): endoplasmic reticulum
Molecular function (GO): phosphatidylinositol-4-phosphate phosphatase activity
Source: RefSeq, a predicted model, not a curated record
GAAAAUAAAGAAAAUAGGGUAGUCCAUGUCCAACCGAGGUUCCGACAUCGUUGCGCUCCCCAACGCACCUCCGCCUUCCCUCCCUCCCGAUGCGAUUAUUUCUCCCGUGUGGGUGUCGUCGCCACCUCUAGUUCCAUCCGCCCUCUCCACCGCGCCACGCGCCCACACCGCUGAGGUAAUCCGCCUCCCGAUCCAAAUCCCUUCUUGCUCUGCUCGGCGCCCAGGGAUCCAAUCCUCGCUCCCGCUAGCCGUGCUCUUUCUGGAUCUAUAUUUCAGGUAUCCCACCAUGGAUGUGCCAAGUAACUGUCCUUCACCAAAACUCCACACAAGACUCAGGCUGUGGGAGUUUGCAGACCGUUAUGUAUUUGAACCAGUUGAUGGUCUAGCUGACCUGUUGCUGUCAGUUAGCCGGGUCAAUGGAUCAAUGAAUCUAAUAGAAGAGUUGCCACAGCGUGGCUCCUCUACGAACCCAAAAGUUCAGAUAGUGUUUGGUGUGAUAGGAGUGCUCAAACUUGCCGUUGGGACAUAUCUUCUGGUGAUCACUGACCGUGAUUGUGUUGGAUCCUACUUGGGGCAUGCAGUUUUCAAAGUGACAGGCCUAAGAGUUCUCCCAUGCAAUAGUUCCCCUAGUGCUUCUGCCGAGCAGAAAAAUGUGGACACAGAAUUUUCGGAACUCCUGGAUGCUGCAGAGAGGACAAUAGGCCUGUACUUCUCCUAUGAUUCCAAUUUAACAGUAACUUCACAGAGGCUACAUGAACUAGGUGAUGAAUUCAAGUCACUUCCACUUUGGAGACAGGUAGCCGUGCCUAAGGGCAUAUCGGUUGAAGUAACCCCUCAUGGACGGACGAAACAAGGGAAGUUACAGAAGGGGGCAGUGAAGGCUCGCCAGGUAGACAGCAAGCCCCCACCCCGUCAGUCCUGUGUUGCCGUAGUGUGCCCUACUUCAAUAAGGCAGAACCAAGAUUUCUGUGGAAUGGAUACUUGUUGGAGCCUCUUAUUGAGAACAAAUUUUGAUUCGUGUUUUGUCCCUUCACAGCUGCACCAGUACUUGUUACCAGUCAUCCAAGGAAGUUUUCAGAGCAUCCAUGCAGAAGUUAGGUCAGAAAAGGUAAAUGUAACUCUGAUUGCACGAAGGUGCACACGGAGGAUAGGUACCCGGAUGUGGAGGCGAGGAGCUGAUCCAGAGGGUUAUGCUGCAAACUUUGUUGAAUCAGAGCAGAUAAUGCAAUCAAAAGGAUUUACAGCAUCCUAUGUACAAAUUCGAGGUUCUAUGCCUUUUCUUUGGGAGCAGAUCGUUGACCUGACAUAUAAACCCAGUUUUCAUGUUGUAAGAGUAGAAGAGGCGCGUCGUGUACUUGAGCGGCACUUUCAUGAUUUACAAAAGAAAUAUGGAGCUGUUGUAGCUAUUGAUCUUGUCAAUACACAUGGUGGUGAAGGCCGUCUUUAUGAUAGAUAUGCAAAAUCUAUUGAACCUAUACUCAGCGAAGAUAUAAGAUUCGUGCAUUUUGACUUCCAUAAAAUCUGUGGUCAUAUUCAUUUUGAGCGCCUUUCUCAGCUCUACGAUCAAAUUGAGGAUUAUCUCAAGAAGCACAAGUACUUCCUCUUGAGUGAUAAAGGUGAGAAAAUUGAGCAGCAAACUGGCACUGCCAGAACAAAUUGCGUCGACUGUUUAGAUCGCACUAAUGUAACUCAGAGCAUGAUUGGGAGAAAACUUCUGGAAAGCCAGCUCCAACGAAUAGGGGUUUUUGGUGCUAAUGAUACAGUCAGUAACUUUCCAGAUUUUGAUGCAAAUUAUAAAGUUUUGUGGGCCAAUCAUGGAGAUGCAAUAAGCACUCAGUACUCUGGAACUCCUGCUUUGAAAGGAGAUUUCGUUCGGUAUGGGAAGCGAACUACUCAGGGAAUUUUAAAUGACCUAUGGAACGCACUUGCUAGAUACUACCUGAACAACUUUGCAGAUGGUACUAAGCAGGAUGCCAUGGAUCUUCUUCAAGGACAUUACAUCUCCUCUGUUAGUAGGGACAUGGCAGCUCCAGUUAAAGCAGGACUUCUCGAGAAUUAUGCGUCAUUCCGCCUUGCUUUCGCAUUGAUUUUGGUAGCUGUUAUGUUCAUGAUCAUGUCACUGAGACAAGAUGUUGCCAAAUGUGGACAACUAGCUACUUUGAUGACACUGCAGCACGGAAUGAUCCCCGCCACUUGGUGCUGUCACUUAUGUGGGCUGGUCUUUGCAUCGGCAUAUCGCGAUAUGUCAAAACCAAUGGCCGUAUGUUCUGCAAUCGACCACGUUUUCACCAGUCACGCCAUUGAUCGGUGCAGAGAGAUCGUUUCUACAUCAAGGGAGCUUGACAGCUUGCUGCAACACCAAUUUUGUGAAGAUUCUAUUCAUUUCAUUCUUUUCUAAAGAGCUUGUAUUCCUCAAUUUUGUGUCGAUCCCUGAUAUUAUUGUGCACGUUGUUGCUAUGCAAAUUGCUUCUGAACAUGUUGUAUCACGGACUUAUUAUAUAUGUCGCUCAGCCGGUCAUGAUGGCUAUUCUUCCCAUAUUUUCCCCAGGGAACGAAAAGAAUUAAUGUAAUUCAUAAAAUCUCACGGAAUAAUUCUUACCUUUACAGAAUGCAUUAUGUCUAAGAAAA